AUGGGCUUCCACUACACUGACGUUCUCGAGAAACACAACUGGGUCGGCGGUGGACUCGACGCUUAUAUCUAUCACGUCAGUCCUGCCAUUGUGGUGAAAACUGUUCGUCGUGACCGAACCCCUGAAGAAGAGGCAGCAGAGCAUCCUUUCCUCAAGGAGAUCGCGUUCUACAAAUGCCUUAAAGAGCGCCAAGAUCGAUGCUCAGAUAUAGUCGAAUGUUUUCUCGUGCUCCCAGACCAUAUUUUUCUAUCAUAUUGCGCACAUAAGGCCAUCGCCCAGCGCUUCUAUGAGCGUCAGGAGCGAGAGGCAACGUCAAAUGGGAUUUAUGGGCGUCUUAUCGGUGUGAAGGAAUACGAGGAUCCUGCUCUUAUUGCUCGAUGGAUACAACAAAUGACCUCAGCCCUUGAAUAUGUCGAAAAAAUGGGCUUCUGUCACAAUGAUCUAUAUGCAGGCAACUGUCUUCUUGACACGAAUUUUAACUUGAAGCUGACUGAUUUUGGUCGUGCUACCACCAUCGGACAGUUUCUCGAAGGUGCCUUGCCUCCGCGAGCUAAGCCAAUACUUGCUGGGCCGUUGAAAGGCACAUACGGCCUCUGUUCCGCUAGAACCGAAUAA
Molecule: messenger RNA, 615 nt
Organism: Arthroderma uncinatum
Lineage: Eukaryota; Fungi; Ascomycota; Eurotiomycetes; Onygenales; Arthrodermataceae
Product: TK/ABL protein kinase
Exons: 1
Coding region: 1-615 (204 amino acids)
Biological process (GO): intracellular signal transduction; protein phosphorylation
Molecular function (GO): protein serine/threonine kinase activity; ATP binding
Source: RefSeq, a predicted model, not a curated record